AUGAAAAGGGGACUUACCUUGGCCGAGAAAAGAUGGGCCGAUGGCCGAUGGAUUUCGUCGCGGCCGUGCGGUUUGGUCGGCCAAGUCCGCGAAUGGACGAGAAAUUUGGCCGAGGCUGAUCGUUUGCUUCCCGGAUCGACCGUGACGGUCGGUCCGUCCCGAUACGUGAUUCCGGCCGAGCGCGGCCCGUUCCUUCUCUGUCUGUGCGUGCCGCGCGGAAGGUUUUGUCGCGCGAUAGAACGUCCGGCCCAGCAUAAGCCGUUCCUUUCUGGCUCGACCGCGCUUAGUCGAGUUAGGUACUGCUGCAGUCCCCGGCAACGGCGCCAAAAACUUGAUGCGGAGUCAGGUUUUACCAAACUCCUAGACCUCUGCAAGUGCACAGAUCGCGGAAGUAUGGGUAUCGAACACAAGGACUGGCUAUUGAGUACACUUUGA
Molecule: messenger RNA, 435 nt
Organism: Microthlaspi erraticum
Lineage: Eukaryota; Viridiplantae; Streptophyta; Magnoliopsida; Brassicales; Brassicaceae
Source: the annotation of a GenBank genome assembly